Molecule: messenger RNA, 1303 nt
Organism: Guillardia theta CCMP2712
Lineage: Eukaryota; Cryptophyceae; Pyrenomonadales; Geminigeraceae
Exons: 14
Coding region: 21-1217 (398 amino acids)
Biological process (GO): proteolysis
Molecular function (GO): cysteine-type endopeptidase activity
Source: RefSeq, a predicted model, not a curated record
AGUAAACCUUUGCUCGCAUCAUGGACUGCUUUGGUUGUUGCCCGAAAGAACUUCAAGCUGAAGCUGAAAAAGUCGCCACGAAUGAGGCGCAGAAUGCGGUUUCCAACGCCACGAGAGCAGCUCCAAACAUGCAGAAUACAAUGGGGGCAGGAGGAGGGAACUCCGCUCUCUCGCAGGCGCUGAAUGCAGUAGGCGGGAUGCAGGGUCUUAUGGGAAUGGUCCAGUCCUUGGCUUCUGGGCAAACGCCGAGCCUUCCCAGCACGAGCAACGCCACAGACUUCAAGCAGAAGGCAGCUCAGGCACUCCCUGCCGAGGUUCACAUGUUCAGCGGAUGCAGGGACGAGCAGACGAGUGCGGACGUCUACGACACGAGCUCCUUCGGUCUCCCUGCGGACUCUGGUCCUGGAGGAGCAGGAGGAGCCUGCACGAACUCCAUCAUGCUUGCCCUCUCGGAGAACCCCAACCCAACCUGGAUUGACCUGCUGAACCGCAUGCGAACCAUCUUGAAGGAGAAGGGCUUCACCCAGGUCCCUCAGCUGUCCUCGAGCAAGGAGAUCUCCCUCGACGGGAAUUUCCAACUUGCAGCAGCGUCUUCUUCUACCAAGGCGUUGCUCAUCGGCAUCAACUACGUCGGCCAGAAGGGAGAGCUGAGGGGCUGCCACAACGAUGUACUGCAGAUGAAGGAUUACAUCCUCAAGAACGGCUACGACCCGGCAUCUAUGCGCGUCCUCAUGGACGACGGGUCGAACAUGAACCCUACUCGCGCCAACAUCCUCGACAGCAUCAAGUGGCUGGUUAAAGAUGCCAAGAGCGGGGACUGCCUCUUCAUGCAUUACUCGGGCCAUGGCGGGUCGAUGAAGGACGACAACGGGGACGAAGCAGAUGGUAUGGACGAGACGAUGGUGCCUGUGGACUACACCAGUACUGGGCAGAUUCGAGACGACAUCAUCUUCCAGGAGCUCGUCGCUCCCCUGCCGCAGGGAGUCAAGCUCACCGUCAUCAUGGACUGCUGUCAUUCUGGCACCAUCCUCGACCUUCCCUUCAGCUUCACGGCGAACGACCAGAACACGCAGAACUACACGAGCGGCAUGACUUUGCCGAUGAACGGGAACUUCAACUGGAAAAAGAUCUUCGAUAUCGGCAUGAGUAUGCUCAAGAAGUAUGGGAUGGGAGGAGCGAUGGGAGGAGCGCAGAGUGGCAUGUCUGCAAACGUGUAAGGAGGAGAGAGGAGUCCUUGAGUGACGUUGAGCUCAACGUCACGCGCUUGUUUGUUGUUUGUGAUGAAAAAGCUGUUGAUGUGUUG